This is a messenger RNA of Metarhizium brunneum ARSEF 3297, 1143 nucleotides long. RefSeq lists its product as uncharacterized. The record is from RefSeq and is a predicted model, not a curated record. Gene Ontology annotation, molecular function: protein binding. NCBI's taxonomy places the organism in Eukaryota, Fungi, Ascomycota, Sordariomycetes, Hypocreales, Clavicipitaceae.
AUGUCUCACGUCGGAUAUUCUGUGUCGAAUCAAGAUGUUCACAUGGCUGACAGCGAAGAUUCUAUGUUGGAUGAACUUCUUCUUGAAAAACUCUCGUAUAGAUAUCUAUCCAACAUAGAACAGUAUGUAAGCCGCUGGUCCAAAGACAUCGAAAUCAAAGAACCAAGGAUGGAUUACGACCCAAAAACCCCCAUCGGGCAUCUUGAAAAGCUUCCUAUUGAGCUUUUACAUAACGUCUUCGAGAUGCUAGACUUUCAGUCCUUGUUGCGAUUCUCCGGCGCAUGUGGACGAGCCAGCAUUCUCGUGCAAACAUCACCAGUAUAUAGGGACUUGAUCGAGUACGCUCACCGAGGCCUGGCCGCGCUGGCCUUCUCAGGUCUCAUCGGCCAUCACCCUGCGGGUGCACUUCGUGCCGCGUUGCGAUCUCAGAAUUGCUUCUCGUGCGGCCACUAUGGCCAGUUGUUGUUUCUUCCUUCCUGUCAGCGAUGUUGUCGGAUAUGUGCUUCGCGCAAUCAGUCACUGUGGGUGCUGCCUCGAGGUGUUGCUGCGAAGUGCUUUCGUAUACCGCUACGUCAGGUUGAUCAAUUACCUGGUAUCCUUCGCUUGCCCAUGUACCCCCAAGGGAGAUUUGCAACCCCAAAACCGGAAAGUUUUGUCAGCGUCGCUUGUGCAAAGAGGCUUGCGCUUGCGAUUCAUGGCUCGGAGGAGAAAAUCACGGAUCUCCCAUUCUCAACGCGUCUUAGUGACACAAAACGGGAACUUUAUGCACAUUACCGAGCUGCGCAACUACGGCCCUAUACCACCGAUCCUCUCAUAUCCACCACCUUGAAUGAAUUCGAAGAUCCACAUGAAAGCUAUGCACACAUCUACCUCCCCUCUAUUACCUCCGGCGUCGUGUAUCAUGGCUUUUUGUGCAGGGGCUGUCUAUGGAUGUGCCAAAAUUACCAUCCAAAGCGCGAUAAGUCGACUAGCCUUGUGCCUAUGGAGCGAGGGCCACCAGAUUUGAUCCUUCGAGCGCGAUCUCGAGAGGGUUUUCUGCGUCAUAUUCGAAUGUGCUUUGGGGUGCGUCAAAUCGUAGUCACCAAUGGCCUUGAGCAUUGGGGACAAGAGAUUGCUCAUAUUCCCAUCAACCAGUUGGCAUGA